This is a messenger RNA of Saprolegnia parasitica CBS 223.65, 180 nucleotides long. RefSeq lists its product as hypothetical. Bases 1 to 180 code for a protein of 59 amino acids. The transcript has 2 exons. The record is from RefSeq and is a predicted model, not a curated record. NCBI's taxonomy places the organism in Eukaryota, Oomycota, Saprolegniomycetes, Saprolegniales, Saprolegniaceae.
AUGGCCACCAACGCCGACUGCAAGAAGCUCUACGCUGCCAUGCAGAAGGCCUCCGCCACGGUCACGCCCUCGUGCACGAUCGCCGGUGUCGAGCUCAGCGCGAUCGCCACGAUGCCCUUGGAGAAGGUCUUGGCUGCCUUUGCCAACGGCCGAUGCGUCGACGACGGCCCCAUCUGGUAA